UCUGCUCGUAAACAAGCAGUGACGUCGGUGAGAUGCGACACGAAGGACUGAAAAGCGGCGUAUCGGCUGGUUUAGUGUUUUCAGUCAUUCGUUCGUCGUGAAGACUGGUUUGCGUGACUAUUUUUUAAAACUGUGAUUUUACCUCUGCUUUGUCUUGUGUUGACAUACGAACAAAGUCGGUUCUCGAACGCUAGAAAGAUAAUGAAGGUUUGACUCUGUUGCUUUGCUAACGUUAGCAAAUACACAAUUAACUCCUUGAUUCGUUUGACAGUUUGUAUUUGGAAUAAAAUAUGACAACUCUUACAAGACAAGACCUUAAUUUUGGACAAGUGGUUGCUGACAUCCUCUGUGAAUUCCUUGAGGUCGCUAUUCAUCUUAUCCUGUAUGUCCGCGAAGUUUAUCCCUCUGGAAUAUUCCAGAAGAGAAAGAAAUACAACGUACCUGUGCAGAUGUCAUGCCACCCAGAGCUAAAUCAGUAUAUUCAAGACACACUACACUGUGUGAAGCCACUCAUUGAAAAGAAUGAUGCAGAGAAGGUGGUAGUUGUCAUCAUGGACAAAGAGCAUCAUCCAGUGGAGAGAUUUGUGUUUGAGAUUUCCCAACCUCCGCUACUGUCCAUCAGCUCAGACACUUUACUCUCACAUGUAGAGCAGCUGCUGAGGGCAUUCAUCCUGAAAAUCAGUGUGUGUGACGCUGUUUUAAAUAAUAACCCACCAGGGUGUUCCUUCACAGUACUUGUACAUACCAGAGAUUCUGCCACACGUAACAUGGAGAAAGUUCAAGUCAUCAAGGAUUUCCCAUGGAUAGUUGCUGAUGAGCAGGAAGUUCACAUGCAGGAGCCAAGACUCAUCCCACUGAAGACCAUGACAUCUGACAUCGUAAAAAUGCAGCUCUACGUUGAGGAGAGAGCCCAGAAAACAUAGGUGUUACAUCUGCAGCAACAGUGAACCAUGAACAGUGUCCAUAAUGUAGCCAGUCAACCGUCCGAGAGAAAGAUGAGUGUGUGCGUGUGUGUGCGUGUGUGAUGGGUGAGAGUGAGCUGUUGCUACUCAAACACAUUUUAUGAAAUGAACACAGUUGGGUUGGACUGUUACAUUUGUUGUCUAGCCAUUAUUUAAGCACAUAUUGCAUUUGAAUGUAGAGUUACUAAAUCAUCUAAAUGUCAACAAAACAUCCAGAGGAAGUAAACGUCCUGUGGAACCCACUUGUAUCAGUUAAACCCCGACUCAGUUGUGUUGCACACCUAUGGAAAAAUACUCAUACAGUAACUGUUUUUCUAAACGCCUUAAACCAUCUCGCUUUGUUUGAGGUGUGAUUCAUAAAUGACAACAUUGACACAAGUGUCAAAGCUGUGAUGUGUUAUGUUUACAUAGAGUUCCUGUGGAAAACAAGGAUCCCUGUGUGUUUUCAUGUAUACUUUUGCAAACAUCAUUAAUGUUUCCUCCAUUUUAGUCUGAUAUCAUGUAAAAACAUUAUUAAACUUUUAUAAAAAAAUGUCUUUAAAGCA
This is a messenger RNA of Solea solea (common sole), 1507 nucleotides long. It is a transcript of the gene mad2l2, whose product is annotated as mitotic arrest deficient 2 like 2. Bases 291 to 923 code for a protein of 210 amino acids. The record is from RefSeq and is a predicted model, not a curated record. Lineage: Eukaryota; Metazoa; Chordata; Actinopteri; Pleuronectiformes; Soleidae. The transcript has 8 exons. Gene Ontology annotation, cellular component: zeta DNA polymerase complex.